AUUCCAAGUGACAGCCACGUAGGAUACUGUUAAGGAACCUCAUCCCAGCUGCAACUCAGCGAGAAUGGCUAACAAUGUCUUUUACUUUUAUUUCGCGCCGACGUGGGACUGGCCCCCGGAUGGUCCCAUAAAGUUGGGGAAUGUCCUCACCUCAAUAAAGAAGCCGGAACAGCCACUGUACACAGCCCCGCUGCCUGCUGCGUCCGAGGUGUUCUCGUCGGAAAAGACCGAGGUCGAGUACAGUCAGGAGAAGCUUGCAGAGGGCAACUUCUCUAUCUUGACGAAGUUCCUGAGCAUUCUUGGCGUGGGUGUCGAUGUCGGUGCCGACUGGCAAACCAGAAACGAAGAGUACGCCUUCGAGCGGGUGAUUACAAUGCAAUUCGUUCCGAAAGAAGACUACAUCCAGACGUGCAUCGAGACCGAGGCGGUGCGACGCUAUUUGGACCGAUCUCGCUAUCGCAAACCCCUCUACGUCAUAACUGGGAUCAAGACCGUGUACGGGGCCAAAGUCAAAUCGCACAAGUCCCGAGCACACAGCGGCAAGCUCGGGGUCUCGGUCGACGGCACCUUGUCUAGCGGUGGAAUCGUCCCGGUCAGCCUUGAGCCCGGAGUCGGGGGCAAAAGCGAGGCGAGGACAGGCACGAGCUGGGAAGGGAGCAGCGACUUCGUCUUUGCCUUUCGGGUCCGUAAGAUCCAUGUCAGCAAGAAACCGCAAACGAUCGACAAGAACGAUGACUACAACAAGGGUGCUUUACUGGACGGUACGAAAGACAAGAUCGAAGAGGACUUCCCGGAUCUUCUCAUCUCGUUGCAGGAAGAUCCCAAGCCAGAGGACGAAGGAUACCUCGAGGGCGAGUUCAUCGAAGGUGACACGGUCGUCGCUUGCGCCAUUCCCAAGGUCGAGAAUGAUGAUGAGUAGGAAAAAUGAUCUAACCCCUCCCUUGAAUGAUGCCGAAGCCCACCCUUAAGGAUCGUUGGCAUCUUCUACGAAUUACGAACACAUAACUAUAUCGAGCAUCAUUAGGAUGUGCUGUGAUCACGCGUUGGAUAUUAAAGCCUGCCCUCGUUCCCUAACUGUUCAAAAGGUCGCAGAGUGUCGGGUCUAUCAACUCCCUACCCUUGCCAAAGAGGUUGUCCGAGUACAAGCUCAAAGUGAUAUAGUGAUAGUCAUCGCGGCUUAUGGACUUCUGGGUCUUCUCGGCUAGUCUCAGAAGC
Purpureocillium takamizusanense is the source of this 1215-nucleotide messenger RNA. RefSeq lists its product as uncharacterized. Lineage: Eukaryota; Fungi; Ascomycota; Sordariomycetes; Hypocreales; Ophiocordycipitaceae. Bases 65 to 919 code for a protein of 284 amino acids. The record is from RefSeq and is a predicted model, not a curated record. The transcript has 2 exons.